Messenger RNA from Cornus florida, 2170 nucleotides. Its product is annotated as E3 ubiquitin-protein ligase Os04g0590900-like. The coding region runs from base 609 to 1709 and encodes 366 amino acids. Gene Ontology annotation, molecular function: transferase activity. The transcript has a single exon. Lineage: Eukaryota; Viridiplantae; Streptophyta; Magnoliopsida; Cornales; Cornaceae. The record is from RefSeq and is a predicted model, not a curated record. Gene Ontology annotation, biological process: protein ubiquitination.
AACAUUGCAACCUUAGUCAACAAACCAUUAUCUUCAAGAAAGAAAGAUAAAGAAAAGAACAAGAAAAGAAAAAGGAGGAAUACCCCAUUUGCACAUCAUGAGUUCCUGUCUUUGGUUUGCUUUUUCAUCUAAAGCCUCUCUGGCUCCUGUUCCACCCUAAGUUAUUUUCUUCAAGAAAUGCCCACCAUAGCAGCUCUCACUUCUUUUCCCUGUACUUGAUCCUCAAGCCUUCCCAAGUUCCAAAAUCUUUCAAAACCCAUAAUUUGUUUUGUGUUUAUUCCACUGCUAAUCAUUGUUAUUAUAAUCCACCUCCCAAAACAGAGGUCUCCAAUUCCAUAUAGAAUUAAGUCAGGUAAUUUUAUUGUAUAAAAGUUUCUUGCAUUAUUUUAUAGAUUCACAGAGGCAGCAACUAAGCUGUUCUCUAAUUUUAUUUUAUUUUAUUUUUGUGAGUUUCUGGUUUACUUAUUUGAUAGUCCAAUGCAUCUGAAUGAUAUAUUCAAUCUUGUUAAAUUUUCAUGUUGAUCAUUAUUUACAUAGUAGGAAGAAAGGAAGUUGUAUUAUGUUAGAAGAGAAAUUAGAUUAAAUCCCAGAAGUUUUCCAUUUUGUCCAUGGGGUCUAUAGGCAACCCAAAGACAUGGGUACCAUAUAUGAACACUAAGGACUGUUCUCAAGGCUUUUGUAGCUUGUACUGCCCACAAUGGUGCUACAUGAUCUUCCCCCCUCCACCUCCCUACAGCUUUCCCGACAAUGAUUCUGGCCCAAAAUUUUCCCCUCUUGUCAUCGCCAUCAUUGGCAUUCUGGCAAGUGGUUUCCUUCUAGUUAGUUACUAUGCUAUAAUUUCCAAGUAUUGUGGGAACAUGGAUUCAGCAAGAAGAGGAGAGAUUCAUGACCCUAAUGAGGAAUUGGAAGAAAUUCAUGAUCCGUCAAACCACGAGCCCUGGCAUGUUCCCACAACCGGUUUGGACGAGGCUCUAAUCAAGUUGAUUACUGUUUGUAAGUACAAUAAGGGAGAUGGGUUGAUUGAAGGGACUGAUUGCUCGGUUUGUCUCAGUGAGUUUCAAGAAGAUGAGAGCCUAAGGCUCUUACCGAAAUGCAGUCAUGCUUUCCAUGUCACAUGCAUUGAUACAUGGCUUAAAUCUCACUCGAAUUGCCCUCUUUGUCGAGCCAACAUAGUUUUGGCGAACGCUUCACCAGGUCAAUUGCCUCCUCCGUUGACAGAAACUUCAUUGAACAAUGAAUCUUUAUCGGAGAAUCAUUGUGAGAAUGAUAAUGAUAAUGUAGUUGUUGCAGGAGAUAUAGAGAUGAGUGUUAGAGGAGAAGAAAUUUGGCGAAGUGAUGUGCCCCGGACCCCAUUACAAGAUCUCAACAAUUUAGGGGAUUCAGAAGGAGACACCAUAAUUGAGAUUAGAAAUGAAGAAGAUCAACAAAUUAGAAGGUCAGUGUCCAUGGGUUAUUUGUGUCAAAGCCGUGUUUCGGUUGCUGAUAUGUUGAGAAUCAAUCAAGAUGACGAUUUUGAAGUGGAAGAGUGCCAGUUGCAGGUAGAUGCAGGUUCAUCAAAAAGACCAGUAGGGGAAAUCAGCAAGUCAGGCCAUAGAAACAGGGUGUUGCAUUGUGUUACAAGUCCUGUUGCAAUGAAGAGAUCAUUUUCUAGCGGGAGAUUCUUGUUUCCCAAACAAGGGAGAGGGAGAAACAUUAUUAUUCCAUUGUGAAAAUAACUUUUAGAAUGUUAUAUGAAAAUUACCAUGAUGAACAAGAGUGAGAAGGCUCUUCCAUAUGAAUGACUUGCAUCGAUUAGUUAGUAUUGUUAUGUGGUUAUUUGUGUGUGAGAAUUUCUCUUAUAUAAGAAUGCGGGAUUUUUCAAUGUAAUGCAAAGUAAAAUGAUUCUGGUUUGAUUUUAUAUGAGAGUUUGUUGGUUUGGUAAAAGUUUAGAUGUUUUUGCCGAUGACCAUGUAAGGCUGAUUUUAAGGAUGUUUUUUUGGUGACUUACUGUCUAAUUUAGCAUGAGAGAGAGAGAGAGAGAGAGAGAGAGUGUGUCCAGACACGAACCGAAAAUGGUUGUGGGAGAGGUCAGGUUCCCCUGCUGCUGGUGAGCUAGCAGUUCUGUAACUUUUAUAUUACAAAUGUGCACGUUUUUUUAUUUAUAUGUAUUACAAUGGUGCACUUUUUUUCA